AAAUCAGUUGCUUCUAAACCAUCGGACAAGUCACGAGUUCAUUGACUAAUUUCCCAUUUCGAGUUCGUUCAAAAUUUACAAGUUCCCAAAUAUAUUGCACACCGCGAUAUGUCUUCCUUUUGGCAAUUAAACUACCAGCAAUGCCAAACGCUGGAUCUGUGGCUGCAGACCUACGGCGUGCUGCUGAACCAUCGGACACGUCACGAGUUCAGUGACGUUCUGCCAGUGGCGAGACUCUUCAAUAAGGUGCAUCCCGGACGCGUGAACCUGAGCCGAUAUGUGUCCAGGAACAGCGUGGCGCUGAAGACAAUCAACUGGCGUAUUUUCAAUGCCAGAGUGCUGAGGAAAAUGAACAUGGGCCUGACGCAAGCGGAUGAGGAUAAGUUGGCCAGGGGCGUGGAGUGGAUCCAGGAUGCGCUCCUCUACCAGCUGAUGCUGACAGCUGAACGUGAACGUGAAUGUCGGUUGAAACAUAAAUAGCAGGGCAUGCUGCUUGGAAUUUACAGGAUGCUAAGCCAGUCGAAUAGUGCUUCCAGUAAUCGACAGACUAGCUCUUGC
Messenger RNA from Drosophila obscura, 558 nucleotides. RefSeq lists its product as uncharacterized. Bases 109 to 480 code for a protein of 123 amino acids. The transcript has 3 exons. NCBI's taxonomy places the organism in Eukaryota, Metazoa, Arthropoda, Insecta, Diptera, Drosophilidae. The record is from RefSeq and is a predicted model, not a curated record.